AUGACCAUCAAGAAACUCACAGCGAGCGCCCCGGCCCCGGGUGUUCCCUUCUACACGCCGGCGCAGGACCCACCCGUCGGCACGGCCCUCGAGCCCGGGCCGGACGUCCCUACCCUUUUCACUCCGAUCAAGCUCCGGGGCCUGACACUGCAAAACCGCUUCGUUGUUAGCCCCAUGUGCAUGUAUUCGGCAGAUGACGGGCAUCUGACCGACUGGCACCUGGUGCACCUCGGCGCUUUCGCCCUGCGCGGCGCUGCCCUGACCAUUGUUGAGGCUACCGCGGUGACCCCCAACGGGCGCAUCUCCCCUGAGGACUCGGGCCUGUGGCAGGACAGCCAAAUAGCACCACUGCGGCGCAUCGCCGACUACAUCCACUCGCAGGGCCAAAAGGUCGGCAUCCAGCUUGCCCACGCCGGGCGCAAGGCCAGCACCCUCGGCAUGUGGCACGGCAACAAGGUGGCCGGCCCGGAGGUGGGCGGCUGGCCCGACAACCUGUGGGGCCCCAGCGCCAUCGCCUGGGACGAAGGGUUCCCGACGCCCAAGGAGAUGACAGUCGCCCAGAUUGAGGGGUUAGUGCAGAGCUUCGUCGACGCGGCCAAGCGCUCCGUGCAGGCGGGCAUGGACUUUAUCGAGAUCCACGGCGCGCACGGCUACCUCAUAUCCGAGUUCCUCUCGCCCAUCACCAACCAGCGGACCGACGCCUACGGCGGCUCUUUCGAGGGCCGCACCCGCGUCCUGCUCGACAUUGUCCGCGGGGUCCGCGCUGUUAUCCCCGACGACAUGCCCCUUUCAGUGCGCGUGUCGGCGACCGAAUGGAUGGAGUACACGGGCCAGCCCUCGUGGACUCUGAACGAGACCACGCGCCUGGCGCUGCUCCUCGCCGACGAGGGCGUCGAUCUGCUCGACGUCAGCUCGGGCGCCAACAACCCGGCCCAGAAGCUCAACAUUUACAAGUACUACCAGAUUGACAUGGCCGGUCACAUCCGCGAGGCGCUUAUCAAGGCUGGCAAGGGCGGGAAGAUGGCCAUUGGCGCCGUGGGCAUGAUUGACGAUGCCGAAACGGCCAGGGAUGUGGUGCAGGACGCUGGGGAUAAGACCAAGGCCGACUUGGUGCUGAUCGCCAGGCAGUUCUUGAGGGAGCCCGAGUUUGUGAUCAAGACGGCCAAGCAGCUGGGCGUGAAGAUUGCGACACCGCAUCAGUACCACCGGUUCUAG
Messenger RNA from Canariomyces notabilis, 1215 nucleotides. RefSeq names its product FMN-linked oxidoreductase. Bases 1 to 1215 code for a protein of 404 amino acids. The record is from RefSeq and is a predicted model, not a curated record. NCBI's taxonomy places the organism in Eukaryota, Fungi, Ascomycota, Sordariomycetes, Sordariales, Chaetomiaceae. Gene Ontology annotation, molecular function: NADP binding; NADPH dehydrogenase activity; FMN binding. The transcript has a single exon. Gene Ontology annotation, cellular component: intracellular anatomical structure.